Molecule: messenger RNA, 4929 nt
Organism: Closterium sp. NIES-65
Lineage: Eukaryota; Viridiplantae; Streptophyta; Zygnematophyceae; Desmidiales; Closteriaceae
Source: the annotation of a GenBank genome assembly
AUGAGUCGAAGAAUGGGUGAAGGUGCAUAUGGUCCUGCUGCUGGGCCAAGCAGGGUUGGAGCUAGAGAGGCGAGUGGGGGAGUGGGGGCAGGGGGGGCAGGGGAGGGACGAGGGGGAGGGGUCGGGGAGCAAGGGGGAGCAAGAUUGGGGAGAGGAAGUGGGCUGGGAGGAGCCGGGGCAGCAGGUUUGGAUGAGAGCAAGAAGAGGAAGCUGGGAGGGGGCAGUGGCAUGGCAGGUGGCAGUGGUGUGCCUGAGAGGGGUGGGACAGGUGGCAGUAGCACACAUGUGAGGGUGAAGGAAGAACCUGGGGAGCAUGUGGGAGCAGUAGUGGGGGUAGAGAGACAUGAUAGGACAGGCAGGGAGCAUGGCGAGAGGAGACACGAGGGACUGGAGCGUGAGCGAUCAGGGCUAGGAGUGGAGCGACGGGGAGCAGGGCAUGCAAAUCGGGGAGAAGAGCGGCCAGAUAGCGGACUAAGAAGAGGCGGGGAAAGACACGAUAAUGCAGGAACUGGCGCAGGAGUGGAGAGGAGGGAUAGCAGGGUAGGGGUCAGUGGCGGCGCGAUGGCGGAGAAUGAGUGGCUAUCGGGUUAUUUGGACGCGAUUCUAGAGCGCGGAGGCGCGCCGAUGGACACUGACAAGAAGGAACGGCUGGAUCUAUCGGAGAUCAAGGGUCAGAGCGGCACAGCCGUCCGAUACUUUGUGAAUGAGAUCAAGGAUUCGAGCGAGGAGGAAUUGCAUCGCACGUGGAUGAAGCCAGUAUUCUUUUAUGCCCCCCAAUCAUCUCCCUUUUACACCAGCCAGUAUCCCAAACCCCCCCACCUCCAAACCUUCCCAAAUUCUCCCCCAACAAUGCCCGAAAUCUAUAACGAUCUCUGCCUUCCAUGGCGCUUCUUGCCUCAGUUGGAGCAGGAAGCUUCGCGGAUAGAGGAGGAGCAGCAGCAGCACGACAAGGAGGAGGCUGAGCUGGACAUAGAGGAGGAAGAGGACACCCCCGACUCCACCCUCCCGGACUCCCUCUCUCUGCUUCAUGAGGACAGAGCCAACACCGAUUCGUAUUCCCCUCACUCUCUCCAAGAACAUGUCCUUCUCAAAUUCCUUUUCCUCCGGGACCUUCUGCCGCCCGUGCAGUUGGAGCAGGAAGCGUCGCGGAUCAAGGAGCAGCAGCAGCACGACAAGGAGGAGGCUGAGCUAGACAUAGAGGAGGAGGACGGCCCUGAUGACGACGCCCUCCCGGACGCUUUAUCCGGUGCUGACGUGGCUGCUGACGUGGACAAGGCCGGGGAUGACCUGCUGGAUUCCAGUGCCAACGUGGCAGCAGCUCAGGCUGCGGCAGCAAAGGCUGCAGCGGAGAAGGAGUCCCGGGGGAGGAGGGAGAACCAGCAGCAGGGGGAGAGGCAGAGGGAGGUGCCUGCUGGUGCAGGGUUGACUGCUGAGGCGCCUGGGAGGGACCCGCUUGAGCAUGGCACGGAGAAGAGGCUCUAUAUUGUCAUGAUCAGCAUCCAUGGGUUGGUGCGUGGAGAGAACAUGGAGCUGGGCCGAGACUCGGACACGGGCGGCCAGGUGAAAUACGUGGUGGAGAUCGCGAGAGCCCUGGCGUCCAUGCCUCAAGUGUACCGUGUGGAUCUGCUCACACGCCAGAUCGUUGCUCCUGGGGUCGAUUGGUCGUACGGAGAACCCUCAGAGAUGCUGAGCUCUCUCCGCUAUGACCCGGACGGGCUGAUAGCGGGGGAGAGCGUGGGCGCGUACAUUAUCCGCCUGCCGUGCGGGCCACGAGACCAGUACCUGCGCAAGGAGGCGCUGUGGCCGUACGUGGACGAGUUUGUGGACGGGGCUCUCACGCACAUCAUGCAUAUGUCCAGGGAGCUGGCGGAUCAGAUCGGGGAUGGACAGCGCGUGUGGCCGUAUAUGAUCCACGGGCACUAUGCCGAUGCUGGGGACAUAGCAGCACUGCUCUCAGGUGCACUGAACGUGCCCAUGGUGUUAACAGGCCACUCUCUGGGCCGAAACAAGCUGGAGCAGCUGCUGAAGCAGGGCCGCAUGAGCCGCGCCGAGAUCAACACGCAGUACGCCAUCGACCGGCGCAUCGAAGCGGAGGAAUUUUCUCUCGACGCAGCAGAGCUGGUGGUGACGAGCACGCGGCAGGAGGUGGAGGAGCAGUGGGGGCUGUACGAUGGCUUUGAUGUGCGCCUGGAGAGGGUGCUGCGCGCCCGGCAGCUCCGAGGGGUCAGCUGCCACGGCCGCUUCAUGCCGCGCAUGGCGGUCAUCCCCCCAGGAAUGGAUUUCUCCAAUGUGGUCGUCCCAGACAUCGACGGCUCUGAUUCGCCCGGGCCUGAGCCUCCCAUCUGGGCCGAGGUGCGCAAGUUCUGGUCCAACCCGCACAAGCCCAUCAUCCUCGCCCUGGCUCGUCCCGACCCCAAGAAGAAUCUCACCACGCUUGUGCGCGCCUUUGGGGAGAGCCAGGCUUUAAGGGACCUCGCCAACCUGUGCCUGGUGAUGGGCAAUCGAGACGACAUUGACGCCAUGAGUGCGGGCAACGCUGAGGUGCUGACGACAGUGCUGAAGCUGAUAGACAAGUACGACCUGUACGGGCAGGUGGCCUACCCCAAGCACCACAAGCAGGCUGAAGUGCCCGACAUAUACGCCCUCGCUGCCAAGUCCAAGGGCGUGUUUGUGAACCCAGCGCUAGUGGAGCCAUUCGGCCUCACGCUCAUCGAGGCAGCAGCGCACGGCCUCCCCAUGGUGGCUACAAAGAACGGAGGCCCAGUUGACAUCCAGAAGAUGCUGAGCAACGGGCUGGUGGUGGACCCUCACGAUGCCAAUGCACUUUCAUCCGCGUUGCUACAGCUGGUGGCGGACAGGGCGCUGUGGACAGAUUGCCGCAAGUCAGCUCUGGCCAACAUUCACAAGUACUCCUGGCCGCAGCACUGCGCCUCUCUGUUAACCCGAGUGGCCCAGUCGCGUCUGCGCCACCCAGUGUGGAGGGCAGCAGCACUCUUCGAUCAGGUCGCAGCCGCCACCUCCUCCACCCACCCCUCCACCGGCCUGCACUCCGAAUCCCUCCGGGACAUUCAAGACCUCUCCCUGCGCCUCUCCUUCGACGGCAAGUUCUGGGGCGGAGGGUCCUUCCAAGGAGGCUCUAUGGAUCUCUCUUUCAUGCUCGAUAACCUCGGGGUUAUCCGGCCCGACGGCCGGUCCGCUAGUGGUUACGCGGCUGAGCCUUCUCAUGCUGCUGCUGGUGGUUUUGGUGGUUCUGGUGGUCUUGGUGGGGGGGAGGGGCUGGGAGAAGGAGCAGCGUUGGGGAUUCACAACAGGCUGGGGAAUUACUCGUUUACUGGGGGUAUGGGGUCAGAGAGUGUUGGGCGGUACCGAGAAGGGGUGGGCGGGUCGGGGCGGCUGCAGGGGAUGCAGGAGGAAGGGGAGGACGGAGGAGCAGGAGGAGCAGGAGCAGGGGAGAAAGGGUCAGCAGCAGGAGCAGCAGCAGCAGCGGCUUUCGAGGGACUCCGGCUGAGAAGGAGGCGGCGGCUGAUCGUGGUUGCUGUGGAUGAAUAUGAUCCUGUUGGGCGGCCGGGUUCGUCUGUUCUGGACUCUCUGUGCGCCGCCCUGGAGGUGGCAUACCGGCACAACACGGGAACGUUAAGGGAGCGCGUUGUAUGGGGUAUGGGGCCGGGCGGGGAGAUUGGUGUGGUGCUGGCGACAGCACUGACAGCCAGAGAGACGGUGGCAAUGCUGACAGCAGCAGGAGUGGGGCUGAGGCAGCUUGAUGCGUUGAUAGCAGGGGGAGGGAGCGAGGUGUACUACUCUGUACCGUGCUCCACUGCAUCGGAACUUGGAGCAGCAGCAGCUGGGGGAACAGGAGCGGGAGCAGGAGCGGGAGAGGCGGCAGGAAUGGCAGCAGGUCUGGUAUCAGCCAUGGCUCCUCUGGAGGAUCGGGAAGGCUGGCAGUUGCUUCCCGAUCCGGACUACUUCGCGCAUAUUGAAUACCGGUGGAGCGCUGACGGUGUACGCCGGUCCAUGGGACGAAUCCUGGCGCACGCUAUAAAGGGUACAGCAUCGGGUGGGGCUGCCAGUGCUGCCACCCCUCCUGUGGCAGGCUGUGGCGGUGUUUUCCCUCCUCCUGCCGCUGCUCUCUCUGCUGCUGCUGCUGCUGCUGGGAAUGGUGCUGCAGCUGCUGUCGGUAACGGGGCUGCUACUAACGAGGAGGAGUAUGUCCGCUCAAUCUCCUUCUCAGACGGGCUGACAGCAAUCGCCUCUGAGCCUGCAGCUCCCUCCACCCGCUCAGGCAUCCCUGGGAGCAAGAGCGUGACUGGCAGCAGGAUCGGGGGCGCAGGGGCUGGAUCGAGAGGGGCGAGGGGGAAUGGGUUGCUGCUGCAGCAGCAGCAGCUGCUGGCGGUGCAGCGCGUGUGUGUGGAGGAUGAGAUGAGGACCACGUCCCGGCGGCUGGCGUAUCGAGUGCUGGAUGUUGCUCAGAUGCCAACAGCAGCUGAGCUGCGGCGCCGCCUGCGCCUACGUGGCUUGAGGUGCCACGUGGGCUACUGUCGUGCUGCCACGUGUCUGCACAUCCUGCCUCUCCAUGCCUCUCGCUCACAAGCUCUCAGGUACCUUUGUGUCCGUUGGGGAUUGGAGCCUGCUGACCUGGCAGUCGUCGUCGGCAGUCCAGCUGGCGCUGACGGCGACUACGCACAGCUGCUCUCCGGCAUGCACCACACGCUCAUUCUGGAGCCUCCCCCUGCUGACGUGGCACAGCACCAAGGAGCAGCAGCAGCAGCAGCAGCAGGGAUGGAUCCGUUUGCAGAGUACAGAAGGAAGCUGCUGCAUGAGUUUGUGCCACGCAGUGACGUGCAUCUGCCCAACCUGGUCAAUGUGGAGGAUUCGUCGAGCGACAAAGUCGGCGCUCUCGCUGGAGCGCUGGAGAAGAUUGGGUUUGCAUGA